AGUUUAAACAUUGAGAGUUUUAAAAAUACUUUAAUUUUUAUUGCAGAGCUGCCAAGAGGGUAAAAACAUCUCUUGCUUAGUCAAAACAAAACAAAAAACUUUCCCCCUUUGGUCCCAAUCCUUCGUCCAGAUUAAACAUCAGCUUUCGCUGCGGCAGAUUUGCCUAACUCGUUUUGUAAAGGGUAAUUCCUCCGCUCUCGCUGUCAAGUCGUUGAUCCAUUCUGCAGUUAUUCUUGAUUCGCUUGGAUCUUUGUGGAAGAGACUUACCAAGACGGUUUAUACCAUGCACUACAACUCAUGCAAAGGUUUUUAACCUUUUCGCUUUCAUUGAUUUGUGAUGUGUCUACCCAGCCUUAAGCUUUGCUAAGAAACGGAAACCCAGGGAAUGAGGCACCAAAUGUCAUCUGAAAUGUCACCAGCAUUUACUGAGACUUCUAAUGUUGAAAGAAAGGAAGACUUAGGUGAAGGUCAAGAGGAGAGCCAGAAGCCAAAAGGUGAAGGGGUUGAACCAAUAUCUAAACGACAAAUGAAGAAGCUAAUAAAACAGAAACAGUGGGAGGAACAACGAGAACUCCGCAAACAAAAGCGGAAAGAAAAACGCAAGAGAAAAAAAUUAGAGCGACAAUGUCAACUGGACUCAAACUCAGAUGGAAAUGACAGAAAACGUGUGCGAAGACAUGCUGUUCACAGCACACUCCGCCUUGUCAUUGACUGCAGUUUUGAUGACUUGAUGGUAUUAAAGGAUAUUAAAAAACUUCAUAAGCAGAUUCAGCGAUGUUAUGCAGAAAACCGACGUGCACUGCAUCCUGUGCAGUUUUACUUGACAAGCCAUGGAGGCCAGCUGAAAAAAAAUAUGGAUGAAAGUGACAAAGGAUGGGUCAACUGGAAGGAUAUCAACAUCAAAUCAGAGCACUAUACUGAACUCAUUAAAAAAGAAGACUUGAUUUAUCUGACAUCAGAUUCACCUAAUGUACUGGAGGAAUUAGAUGAAUCAAAGGCUUAUGUGAUUGGAGGAUUAGUAGAUCACAACCAUCACAAGGGAAUCACAUAUAAACAAGCAUCAGAUUAUGGAAUUGACCACGCACAGCUCCCCCUUGGAAAUUUUGUGAAGAUGAAUAGUAGAAAAGUUUUGGCCGUUAAUCAUGUGUUUGAGAUUAUUCUGGAAUACCUAGAAAGAAGAGAUUGGCAAGAAGCAUUUUGCACCAUCUUACCCCAACGGAAAGGAGCUGUUCCUACAGACAGAACCUGUGAAAGUUCUCGGGAAGAGCAGUCUGCCCAGGUUGAAGAUGGAUCAGACAGUGAUUCCAGUGAGGGGGAGGACAGCAGAAAUGAAGCAGAUUCACCACACGCAGAAGAAAAGCAGGAUAAGGAAAACUGCACUGGAUCUACAGUGAGUGCGAUAUCACACUAAUGUUACCUGUUCUUUUAGGUCAGGGAAAAAUUAGGAGAAAGUAAAGUGCUUCCUAUCCUAGGAUAUUCAGAUUGGAAGAAAAUUUAUUUUCUCAUUUCUGUUGCUAAUUUCAAAAUUAUUUUAGGGUUAAAGGAUAGUAAAAUGUUCUUUAAACUCUGUAAGAAAGAAAUUUUUGUUUUUGCAAAAGAAGAAUUAAAUACAUAGGUUUUUCUUUUUUAUAAUUUUUUUUUUAAAGCUUCCCAAGUUUCUAGAGAAUCGUAUGUGGUUAGCAUGCCUUAAUUCUCUUUCAUUUACUGGAUUGCAGUCUUCCGAAUGUUCCUUCUGACCUUUGAGUUUUCUUAGUUCAUGUUCAUAUCUUUGUCUUUCUGAUCUGUUGCUCCUUAUUUGUGGGGGCAGGUACUCAUUCAGGAUCUUGUGUAUGGGAGGUUACCCUCCACAUGCAGGUUUUUUAUUUACUUUAGUCAUGAAAAAGAAAGUGUUUUCAGAAGUAUCAGCUUGAUAGACUCAACAAUUCAUUUCGUUUGGACUAUAGAACCCAUAUGUGUUUCUUCUUUGUGAUGCCUUCUCAUGGUUUUGAAGUAAUCAUUGAAGAGAAUCUCUUUAAUACCUCUUUUGCAUUCCUAUUAUGGUGAUAAAUUAUUUUAAUUACAAAAUUCAAUUUUUGCAAGCUAGAUUAUUUUAUAAGGCUGCUACUUUUGAGGGAUCAAUUUUGGCUUUACCUGAAUUUAAAAUGAAAUAGCUCUUAGCAGCUAACAUUUCUUUUUACAGAUUUUUUUUACAAAGUAUUUGUUGGCUCUUAAAGUGAAUAAAGCUUAAAUGUGCUUCAGCCUCUUAUAUAAUAAUAUUUAAAUUAAUGUACAUGUAUAUUUCUUAAAAAUAAUGACACACAUAUGAAAAUAUGCAAAUUAUUGUAUUCACAUCUUUCCAUAUCAUGUAUGGUUCUUAGUUAUUGGUGGAUAAUAGGAUUGAUUUGUAUCAUUUAUGUGAGCAGUUGUGUUGAAAGCACUGAGACCAAUUUGAAUUUCAGUAAGUCCAAAAAUUCCUAAAUAAGCAUUUGCAUGGAAAGAUUGUACUGGAGGAUGUAGCAAAAGGGUGCUGUUUCGGGGCCAGCAUUGUGGCACAGAGGGUAAAACUGCCUCCUGCAAGGCUGGCAUCCCACAUGGACACCAGUUCAUAUCCUAGCUGUUCCACUUCUGAUACAGGUCCCUGCUAAUGGCCUGGGAAAAACAGUGGAAGAUGGCCCGAGUAUUUGGGCCCCUGCCACCCAUGUGGGAAACCCAGAUGAAACUCCUAGCU
Molecule: messenger RNA, 2707 nt
Organism: Lepus europaeus (European hare)
Lineage: Eukaryota; Metazoa; Chordata; Mammalia; Lagomorpha; Leporidae
Gene: TRMT10A
Product: tRNA methyltransferase 10A
Exons: 8
Coding region: 386-1411 (341 amino acids)
Biological process (GO): tRNA N1-guanine methylation
Cellular component (GO): nucleoplasm; nucleus; cytosol
Molecular function (GO): tRNA binding
Source: RefSeq, a predicted model, not a curated record